AUGUCCUGCUUCGACGAUGUCCGUCACACGACGAACGAAAGCUCAGCAUGGAUUCGUCUGAGUCGUAUGGCUGUGUGCCAAGGACCUAUUCGCAAAAAUCCACAGUUGCAACUCCGAGGCAUUCCCCAUUCAGCUUCCGUUGAGGCCAAAUCACGAAUCUCUUCCACACGCCUCUUCAAACGAAAUGGAGGAUUCUCUAACAUCAAUCUAUUAAAUAAUUCUUCGAAACUCGGUUUUUCUACAUACUUAUGUGGCGUAGUGGGUAGCGUGUCGAGACUAUACGCUGCACUGUCAUGAAUCUCUAUAAUUCUCCGCACUUUUUACGCUCAGGCUAGUGGUGAACAGGACGAUGGUGAAUACGAUCUGUCUUGGCCAGGCGUACUGACUCGUUCCUGGAUCUACCGGUCCUUACGCAUGAAGCAGCGUGGCAAUUGGUUGUUUCAGGGACAUUCUGGAGGCAGUUCGAGUUCCAUCUCUAAGUCCAGUAUUUCUAAUUCACACUACGCUAGCCUCAGAUGCUCGCUUCCGAAAUUAUCAUCGGGCUCACUAUGCCACCCGAAGGCGUCCUUAAAAUCUCCCAGUCUUGCCGCUUCCCUAGCCUUGGCUUGUUACUCUCGAUCUCUUCAACUCCUGGUGCUGGCCAGGCAAGCAGCCAACUUGCCUUCUGUCGAUAGCACUCUAACAGGAAAAGAAGAUCAGAUGUUAUAA
Messenger RNA from Protopolystoma xenopodis, 708 nucleotides. Lineage: Eukaryota; Metazoa; Platyhelminthes; Monogenea; Polystomatidea; Polystomatidae. The record is from the annotation of a GenBank genome assembly.